AUGCCGGAAGUAGGGUUUGAUUGGCAACGACUGCUACCUGGAGCAGAGAGCAGCCAUUGCUGUGUCUGGCAGCAGGUAGAACGUCUGUCUGAUAUUAAAACAGAAGACAUAGAAGAAGAAGAAGUGACUGAUAUAAAGGUAGAAGAUAUAGAGGGAGAUGAAGAGACGUAUGUGACUGAUAUAAAGGCAGAAGAUACAGAGGGAAAAGAAGAGACGUAUGUGACUGAUAUGAAGGCAGAAGAUAUAGAGGGAGAAGAAGAGACGUAUGUGACUGUUAUUAAGGCAGAAGACAUAGAGGGAGAAGAAGAGACGUAUGUGACUGUUAUAAAGGCAGAAGAUAUAGAGGAAGAAGACGAGACGUAUGUGACUGAUAUAAAGGCAGAAGAUACAGAGGGAGAAGAAGAGACGUAUGUGACUGAUAUAAAGGCAGAAGAUAUAGAGGGAGAAGAACAGACGUAUCUGAAGGGUGAUCAGCAGUGUAAGGAGGAGGAAAUCCCUACAGAUAUCAGCACAGCAGAUGGACACACAAGCAGGAAUAUCACAGAAGGACAUCUAAUGUUAUCCCCGGAUUGUGACAUAAAAGAUAAUGACAGUAGACAGGAUUCUCCAGGAGAUAACCCCAUUACCCCAAUGAUACAUCCAGCUCUAUCAGCUGAUCCCUGUGAUCCUGGAAAAUGUUCUCCUGAUCACUCUGAUAUUGGUGCAUCUGUUACAGCUCUGACCGUAGAUACAGUGUUUCCCUGUUCUAUAGAUGCCAAAUGUUUUACACAGAACACAAAGCCUAUUAACCCACAGACAGGUAAGGCAGGUGAGAGGCCAUUUCCAUGUUCUGAGUGUGGGAAAUGUUUUACAUACAAAUCACAUCUUGUUGUACAUCAGAGGAGUCACACAGGUGAGAAGCCAUUUUCUUGCUCUGAGUGUUCUAAAUAUUUUACACGGAAAUCAUAUAUUAUUACACAUCAGCGAAGUCACACAGGUGAGAAGCCGUUUCCAUGUUCUGAGUGUGGGAAAUGUUUUGCACACAAACUGUAUCUUGUUAGACAUCAGAAGAGACACACAUGUGUGAAGCCAUUUUCUUGCUCUGAGUGUGGGAAAUGUUUUACACAGAAAUCACAACUUGUUACACAUCAGCAAAUUCACACAGGUGAGAAGCCAUUUUCUUGCUCUGAGUGUACGAAAUGUUUUACACGGAAAUCAGAUCUUAUUACACAUCAGCGAAGUCACACUGGUGAGAAGCCAUUUCCAUGUUCUGAGUGUGGGAAAUGUUUUGCACACAAAUCAAAUCUUACUAAACAUGAAAGAAGUCACACAGAUGAGAAGACAUUUUCAUGCUCCGAGUGUGGGAAAUGUUUUACACGGAAAUCAGAUCUUGUUAAACAUCAGAGAAGUCAUACAGGUGAGAAACCGUAUCCAUGUUCUGAGUGUGGGAAAUGUUUUGCACACAAAUCAAAUCUUACUAAACAUGAAAGAAGUCACACAGGUGAGAAGCCAUUUCCAUGUUCUGAGUGUGGGAAAUGUUUUGCACACAAACCAGAUCUUGUUACACAUCAGAGAAAUCACACAGGUGAGAAGCUAUUUUCUUGCUCUGAGUGUGGGAAAUGUUUUACACAGAAAUCACAUCUUGUUACACAUCAGAGAAGUCACACAGGUGAGAAGCUAUUUUCUUGCUCUGAGUGUGGGAAAUGUUUUACACAGAAAUCACAACUUUUUACACAUCAGCGAAGUCACACAGGUGUGAAGCCAUUUUCUUGCUGUGAGUGUGGGAAAUGUUUUACACGGAAAUCAUAUCUUGUUAAUCAUCAGAGAAUUCACACAGGUGAGAAGCCAUUUUCUUGCUCUGAGUGCGGGAAAUUUUUUACACAGAAAUCACAUCUUGUUAGACAUCAGCAAAGUCACACAGGUGAGAAGCCAUUUCCAUGUUUUGAGUGUGGCAAAUGUUUUGCACGGAAAUCAGUUCUCUUUAUACAUCAGAGAAGUCACAAAGGUGAGAAGCCAUUUCCAUGUUUUGAGUGUGGCAAAUGUUUUGCACGGAAAUCAGUUCUUGUUAUACAUCAGAGAAGUCACAAAGGUGAGAAGCCAUUUCCAUGUUUUGAGUGUGGGAAAUGUUUUGCACACAAAUCAGAUCUGGUUAGACAUAACAAGUCACACAGGUGUGAAUCCAUUUUCUUGCUCUGAGUGCGGGAAAUGUUUUACACAGAAAUCACAUCUUGUUAAGUCACACAGGCAUUUCCAUACUCUGAGAAAUAAGCUUUUGUUGCACACAAUAGACCACGCAGGUGAGAAACCAUUUUAAUCUUCUGGAGUAUACUUAUCAUUGCCAUGUAAUGUUCCUCAAGAUUCUGUCCUAUCUCUUAGGCUUUUUGUAAUAUACAUGCAACAGGUCCUUCUGAUAGAAGCUCACCAACAAAGGGCAGGGCUACAGCUCAGCUUUGCAAACCAACCAGACUUAAGCUUGGAGGUUCAGAGUAACAAAAUGCUGAUCAUGUGCGGAAUCUUGGGGGUAAAUUUACUAAGAUGUGAGUUCUAUUUAAGAUGGGAUGUUGCCAAUAGCAAGACAGCCAGAUACCAGCACUUAUUUCCCUCAGAAGAUCUACCUACAGUCAUACAUGUAUUUGUAUCAUCACAAAUAGACUACUGCAAUGUCCUCUACCUUGGUCUCCCAGCAAAAGAAUUGCCCCGGUUGUAGCUUGUACAGACUGCAGCAGCCAGGCUGUUACCUAACCAGCCCGUUCCUGCCACAUAACACCCAUUCUCUGCUCCCUUCACCAGCUGCUUGUAAGAUGGUGACUACAUAAUCUGCUUACUGAUUCUCCCAGCCCUACAUGAUCCGGGUCCAAGGUACCAGAAGCAGCGCUCUGUUUGGUUCCAUCUGCAGAUAAAGGACUGUAACCAGCAGUAUCAUAAUUCCCCAAGCAGUGCUAAGAUGUCGGGUGACACAGGGUAGGCGGUACCUUUGCAGUAGCGGGGGCUGCCAGAGCAGUGUGUACAUAAUGGAAAGCUGCUCAGGUGCUAAAAGGGAGGGGUAAUUCUGUGUUGGAAAAACUGUGUUCUCUAAUGCACACUGAGUGAAAAAUAUUACUACAUAAUAGUCAGAUAAUACGGAGAUCUUAGUUGCGUAUAUCUGCAGAUAUAGGGUUAAGCCCCCAGGCCGAUCGACAAGGCUUCUCCAUCACUGGGGGUCCCUAAUACUAGGUAUGGGUCCGGGGUGCAGGACCCCACAAUGUCGGCACAGGUCGGCCACCCCAGGUCAGCACACAGGUGAGAAUUAAUAAGAAGCACAUAAGUGCUAUGUAAGUGGUGUGAUUAAAAUAAUAUAUACAAAGUGAUAGGGAAAAUAAUAAGUGUUAAUAAAGUGUUAGGGUGUGCCGACCUGAAGCAGCCCAGCCAUACCGACACAGGGGCCACCACACCCCACACCCACCCCAUAAAUAAUUACAAAUAUGUCUGGGUUAAAUUCCCAGUGUAAGGCCACAUGGUAAUGGCUCCUACAGCAUCUGAGAGCCAGCUUACCUGGGGAUACCCCUGGCUUCCCCUAUGGCACUAUGGAGUCAGCAAUCCCUCCUAAUGCUGACCCAUCUAUGCCUCUCUAAAUACAAUACACAAAAUGGAAAGCUGCUCAAUCAGAUUGUAAUAUCACUCAGGUGCUAAAAGGGAGGGGUAAUUCUGUGUAGGAAAAAACUGUUCCCUAAUG
Messenger RNA from Pseudophryne corroboree (corroboree frog), 3691 nucleotides. RefSeq names its product oocyte zinc finger protein XlCOF6-like. The transcript has 4 exons. Lineage: Eukaryota; Metazoa; Chordata; Amphibia; Anura; Myobatrachidae. The record is from RefSeq and is a predicted model, not a curated record. The coding region runs from base 1 to 2175 and encodes 724 amino acids.